Quercus lobata is the source of this 1518-nucleotide messenger RNA. Its product is annotated as non-functional pseudokinase ZED1-like. Lineage: Eukaryota; Viridiplantae; Streptophyta; Magnoliopsida; Fagales; Fagaceae. The transcript is spliced from 2 exons. The coding region runs from base 64 to 1128 and encodes 354 amino acids. The record is from RefSeq and is a predicted model, not a curated record. Gene Ontology annotation, cellular component: plasma membrane. Gene Ontology annotation, biological process: protein phosphorylation; cell surface receptor signaling pathway. Gene Ontology annotation, molecular function: protein serine/threonine kinase activity; ATP binding.
AAUUUUUAUUUUGGUGGGUGGUAGGAGAAAGAGGGUAAUAAGAGAUUAGCAUACUUUCAUGCUAUGUGGAGUUGGUGGAGAGAUUGUCUCUUUAGAAUGAGUAAGAAAAGUGAGGAAAGAAAGGAAAAAGAAAGAAGAGAAAGAGCGUUUAUUGAGAAUGGAAGCAAGCUAUUGGAGAAGCUGAUUGUCACUUGCAAUGACAAGUCUAUUCCCAUUCGUAGCUUCUCUGCUCAAGAGCUCCAACUAGCAACCAACAACUAUAAAAAUCCUCUGAGAAAGCUUUGGUACAAGGGUUAUCUUGAAGGAAGAAGUUUUUUUGUUAAGCCAAUUCCUGACAAUAAAAUAUGGGCUGAUUUUGCCAUUAAUGAUCUAGUAAUGUCUGCACAGAUGAGCUCUCAUAAAAAUGUAUUAAAGCCUGUAGGGUGUUGUCUCGAGACUCAAUCUCCCAUUUUAGUGUAUGAAUCUGCUAUGAAUGGUUUCCUUAUGGAUAGAAUUUACGUGUCCCAUGAUACUCGACAACAACAUCAGCCCAUGGAGUGGUCCAGCAGGUUAAAGGUUGCAAGGCAGAUUGCUCAUGUUAUUUCGUAUCUUCAUACCGCUUUCUCUAGACCUGUCAUCCACAUGGCUAUACAUAUGCGAAAUAUCUUAUUAGAUGAACAUGAUGUUCCGAAAUUGGACCACUUUUUUUAUUCAGUAUCAAUCCCUGAGGGUGAAAUAGACGUGGAAGUUUAUGAUGGCCUUUGGAAUGUAUACUUCAACCCCCCUGAAUUGGAAGCAACGGGCAAGGUAACUGAAAAAUCGGAUGUAUAUUACUUUGGUGAGCUUCUUCUAGAGCUUUUAACUGGAGAGAAAUCAUAUGAUAUAACUCGAUUAGCAACUGAUAAAUAUUCAAGCUUAAUAGCGUACAUUCAUACAUGUGCUCAAGCUUGUUGCAUAAAUGAGAUUGUGGAUCCUGCAAUCUUUUCAGGGAAAGGAGAUGUUAGUUUAGAGCAGCAAUUACAAGCUGUGCUGGACCUUGCCUUGACAUGUACAGAGGAGGAUCCACAGAGAAGGCCGACUAUGGUGGAUGUGACCAAAGAACUCAGACGGAUUGAGAGGGUUUCUGAUGAGGUGGUUUCUUUAAAAUGAGUAAGAAAGGCGAGGAAAGAAGGGAAAAAGAAAGAGCGUUCCUUGAGAAUGGAAGCAAGCCACUGGAGAAGCUACUGUAUCCUGCAACGGCAAGCCUAUUUUCAUCCAUAGCUUCUCUGCUCAACAACUAUCAUAAUCAUCAGGGAAUUUAUUGGUUCAAGGGUUCUCUUAAAGCAAUUUCCUGACUGGAAAUUUUCAGCCAAUUUUGUCAUCAAUGAUUUAGUGAUUUCUGCACAGAUGAGCACUCACAAUAAUGUAUUAAAGCCCAUAAAAGAUUUGAAGGGGAGAAGUUUAUAGGUCCUGCUAUUUAAAUUUGUCUUGGCUGCCAUGGUUUAUCACAUCUGAAUACAGAGAUGUGAAAGAGUUCACAAGGGUAAUGUUAAAUCUGAA